Erinaceus europaeus (western European hedgehog) is the source of this 3071-nucleotide messenger RNA. RefSeq names its product SLIT and NTRK like family member 4 (gene SLITRK4). Gene Ontology annotation, molecular function: protein binding. Gene Ontology annotation, biological process: axonogenesis; positive regulation of synapse assembly; regulation of presynapse assembly. The record is from RefSeq and is a predicted model, not a curated record. The transcript is spliced from 3 exons. Bases 306 to 2822 code for a protein of 838 amino acids. Gene Ontology annotation, cellular component: glutamatergic synapse; membrane. NCBI's taxonomy places the organism in Eukaryota, Metazoa, Chordata, Mammalia, Eulipotyphla, Erinaceidae.
CGUGUCGGACCGGGGGCGCGCGCACGCCGCUGCCCGCCUGCCUGCGAGCCUGAGAGGGCUGCUGGCUGGGUCUGGACCGGCGAGCGUGCGGAGGAGGAGCUGGGGGCAGGAGCUCAAAGAGCCCCGCGGCUCUGAGAGAACCGCUGCCUCCCGAAGGCACCCCAGGCGGACGCGGAUCGGGCUCUACCAGCAGUGGCCUGCAAGCCAGAGGGAGAUCCUUGGGACCUGGCCAGACAGGACAGAGGAGGGAACCCGAUUGUUUCUCUUUAUUCAGAAGCUAACAGUUGUUUGCUGAUUGCAAGAAGAUGUUUCUUUGUCUCUUUCUGAUUUUGUCAGCCCUGAUAUCUUCGGCAAAUGCAGACUCUGACAUCUCGGUGGAAAUUUGCAAUGUGUGCUCCUGCGUGUCAGUCGAGAACGUACUCUAUGUCAACUGUGAGAAGGUUUCAGUCUACAGACCAAAUCAGCUGAAACCACCAUGGUCUAAUUUUUAUCACCUAAAUUUCCAAAACAAUUUCUUAAAUAUUCUUUAUCCAAAUACAUUCUUGAACUUUACACAUGCAGUAUCCCUGCAGCUGGGAAAUAAUAAACUGCAGAAUAUUGAGGGAGGGGCUUUUCUUGGCCUCAGUGCAUUAAAGCAGUUGCACUUGAACAACAAUGAAUUAAAGAUUCUCCGAGCUGACACUUUCCUUGGCAUAGAGAACUUGGAGUAUCUCCAGGCUGACUACAAUUUAAUCAAGUAUAUUGAACGAGGAGCCUUCAAUAAGCUCCACAAACUGAAAGUUCUCAUUCUUAAUGACAAUCUGAUUUCAUUCCUUCCUGAUAAUAUUUUCCGAUUCGCAUCUCUGACCCACCUGGAUAUACGAGGGAAUCGAAUCCAGAAGCUCCCUUAUAUUGGAGUUCUAGAGCACAUAGGGCGAGUUGUAGAGUUGCAGCUGGAAGAUAAUCCUUGGAACUGUAGCUGUGAUUUAUUGCCUUUAAAAGCUUGGCUGGAGAACAUGCCAUAUAACAUUUACAUAGGGGAGGCUAUCUGCGAAACUCCCAGUGACUUAUAUGGCAGGCUUUUAAAAGAAACCAACAAACAAGAACUGUGCCCCAUGGGCACAGGCAGUGAUUUUGAUGUACGAAUCCUGCCUCCACCUCAGCUGGAAAAUGGCUACACCACACCCAAUGGCCACACCACCCAGACAUCCUUACAUAGACUGGUCACCAAACCUCCGAAAACAACAAAUCCUUCUAAGAUCUCGGGCAUUGUGGCCGGCAAAGCUCUCUCUAACCGCAAUCUCAGUCAGAUUGUGUCUUACCAAACCAGGGUGCCUCCCCUGACACCUUGUCCGGGACCCUGUUUUUGCAAAACACAUCCUUCAGAUUUGGGACUGAGUGUUAACUGCCAAGAGAAGAACAUACAAUCCAUGUCCGAACUGAUGCCCAAACCUUUAAAUGCCAAGAAGUUGCAUGUCAACGGCAAUAUCAUCAAAGACGUGGACAUCUCUGAUUUCACUGAGUUCGAAGGUCUGGACUUGCUGCAUUUAGGCAGCAACAAGAUCACAGUGAUCAGGGGAGAUGUCUUCCACAACCUCACGAAUUUACGACGGCUCUAUCUCAAUGGCAACCAGAUUGAGAGACUGUAUCCUGAGAUCUUCUCAGGCCUUCACAACCUGCAGUAUCUGUAUUUGGAAUACAAUCUGAUUAAGGAGAUCCUAGCCGGCACCUUUGACUCCAUGCCCAACCUGCAGCUCCUGUACUUGAACAACAAUCUGCUCAAGAGCCUGCCUGUAUACAUCUUCUCCGGGUCCCCCCUGGCCAGACUGAACCUGAGGAACAACAAGUUCAUGUACCUGCCAGUCAGUGGGGUGCUCGAUCAGCUGCAGUCUCUGACACAAAUUGACCUAGAGGGCAACCCCUGGGACUGCACGUGUGACCUGGUAGCCUUAAAGCUGUGGCUGGAGAAGCUGAAUGAUGGCAUUGUGGUGAAAGAACUGAAAUGCGAGACCCCUGUCCAGUUUGCUAACAUUGAGCUGAAGUCCCUGAAGAAUGAGAUCUUGUGUCCCAAACUGUUAAACAAGCCAUCGGCACCCUUCACCAGUCCAGUGCCAGCGUUCACCUUUACCACCCCUCUGGGGCCCAUUCGCAGUCCUCCAGGGGGCCCUGUGCCACUGUCCAUUCUAAUCUUAAGCAUCUUGGUAGUCCUUAUUCUGACCGUGUUCGUGGCUUUCUGCCUCUUAGUGUUUGUGCUGCGGCGCAACAAGAAGCCCACGGCAAAGCACGAAGGCCUGGGCAAUGCUGAGUGUGGCUCCAUGCAAUUGCAGCUGAGAAAACAUGACCACAAAGCCAACAAGAAGGACAGCCUGAGUGCUGAGGCCUUCAUCCCCCAGACCAUUGAGCAGAUGAGCAAGAGCCACAGCUGUGGCUUGAAAGAGUCUGAGACAGGGUUCAUGUUCUCUGACCCUCCAGGACAGAAAGUCAUCCUGAGGAAUGCGGCAGACAAGGAGAAAGAUCUACUGCACAUGGACUCCAGGAAAAGACUGAGCACCAUCGAUGAGCUGGAUGAGUUAUUCCCAAGCAGGGAUUCCAAUGUGUUCAUUCAGAAUUUUCUGGAAAGCAAAAAGGAGUACAAUAGCAUAGGAGUCAGUGGCUUUGAGAUCCGCUACCCUGAGAAACAACAAGACAAAAAAAGCAAGAAGUCACUCAUAGGAGGAAACCACAGUAAAAUUGUCGUGGAGCAGAGAAAGAGCAGUGAGUACUUCGAACUGAAGGCCAAACUCCAGAGUUCACCCGACUACCUACAGGUUCUUGAAGAGCAGACAGCUUUGAACAAGAUCUGAGUCCUGCAGUCUUACUCCAUACAGAGGACAUUUAUUUCAUGAUGAAAGUGCCUUUUGUUGACUUCUCAUUUCCAAAUACUAUGUUAUCAAUAGGCAUAGAGGCAAGUGUUUCCAAGAGUGUCUCAUUAACUGUUGCUGCAAAGGAGAGUCCAGUAAAAGCGCAUUUCCUAAGUAGAUUUUACUACAUCAAACCUAUACUGUGGAGUCCUGUUGGGGAUACAGCAAACUCUAUUGCCAAAGGGAUGAUAU